Rhizopus microsporus ATCC 52813 is the source of this 530-nucleotide messenger RNA. RefSeq lists its product as uncharacterized. The transcript has a single exon. Bases 184 to 351 code for a protein of 55 amino acids. Lineage: Eukaryota; Fungi; Mucoromycota; Mucoromycetes; Mucorales; Rhizopodaceae. The record is from RefSeq and is a predicted model, not a curated record.
GGUUAUAGCAUAUAAAAGCUGCAGAUUAAGAUAAAAUCAACGAAAAAAGAUAUAACCAUCGUUUUAUUAUUUAUUAUUGAUAAUAGAAUGCUAAGGGGAUGUAGGGAAAUGAUUAUAAUAGAAAUAAGAAACAUGAUUGUGGGUUUUGUCGUUUAAUGUAUCAAAUGUACCAAAGUAAGAGUAAUGGGUAAAAUUGAGUGUUUGCUGUUGUUUAUGAUAUCCGAUCACGUUACGUGUAUUAUGAUGAUGCCUAUGCUGAUUAUGUUCUUGAUGAUGAUGACUUAUGUUGGUUAUACCAGAGGACGUCCAACUUUUGAUAAACAUAAGAAACUUUUGUUUAUCUUCCUCUGAAAUGUAUUGACAAUGAACUAGUUUAGGUGUAAUUACUUUAAAUGUUCUACCAUUGUUAUUGUUUUUACUACUCCUACUGCUGCUAUUGCUAUUAUUACGAUUAUUGCUGUUACUACUAUUGCUACUGCUAGUACUGCUAUUGCUACUGCUAUUGCUACUGCUAUUGCUACUGCUACUGC